GGGCGGCGCGGCGGUGACGGAGCGAGGAGGCCGGCUCCGAUUCAGAGCAGUCGCGUCCGGAGGGGGAAGGCAGGGCCUGGCAGCUGCGGCAGGGAACCAGGGCGGUAGCCGGGAGGGGAGAGCGGGCGCGGAGGAGCGGGGCUCGGGCCGCGCCACUGUGUGUCCGCGGGCGGCCGGGAUGGAUCACCACCAGCCCGCCAGCCGCUACCAAGUGCUUCAGAAUGAAGAUGAUCCUGCAGAGUCAACUGUUGAGGAGCCAUCCACUUCUACAGAGACUGCACAAAAUUCUCAACCAGCAGCUUUAUCUGAAGCAGAUGUUUCUCCUCCACCUUAUUGUAGUAUUGCUGUAGAAGCAGCUGCAACCUCAGAAACACAUAAUGAAUUUUAUCCUGUACCACCUCCAUAUAGCGUAGCUACCUCUCUUCCUACUUAUGAUGAAGCAGAGAAAGCCAAAGCUGCAGCAAUGGCAGCUGCUGCAGCAGAAACUGCCCAAAGACACGGCCAGUUUAGGGAGUCUAGGAGUCUGUUUGAUGAAAUAUUCCUCAGUCCACCAGAGGAAGAAGAAUAUCCACCUCGAGAUGACUUCAGUGAUGCAGAUCAACUUAGAGUUGGCAAUGAUGGCAUCUUCAUGUUGGCAUUUUUCAUGGCAUUUAUUUUCAACUGGAUUGGAUUUUGUUUAUCCUUCUGUAUAACUAACACCAUAGCAGGAAGGUAUGGUGCAAUCUGUGGAUUUGGCCUAUCGCUGAUCAAAUGGAUUCUCAUUGUACGGUUCUCAGACUACUUUACUGGAUAUUUCAAUGGACAGUACUGGCUUUGGUGGAUAUUUCUUGUACUUGGUCUCCUCCUGUUCUUCCGAGGGUUUGUCAAUUACCUUAAAGUCAGAAACAUGUCUGAAAGCAUGGCAGCUGCUCAUAGAACACGAUUUUUCUUCUUGUAUUAGAGAUUGGCUGCAGGAUCAGUAUGAAGUAACCAGCAACACAGUAUUGGAAGUCUGGGGGAAUAAAAACUGAGACACUUAGUCUAGAAAUGAUGGGUCUUUUAUUUAAGAUGGUGACAUCCACUUAGACACCUACAGAUAAAAUAUGGAAAAUAAUUACAUGUUCUGUGUUUUACAGAUCUUGAUCAAGAAAUAAAUCUAAGUGCAUGAAAUUGCAAUGUACUGUGUUUUUACUUUGUGCCAUUUUGUCAAAACUAUGCAGUAAGGUAAACUCUUAAUAAUAAUACAGGAAAUAUAUGGCAUUUAAAGAUCAGCCUAAGUUAGUGGUGUCCACACUGCAGUAUUUUAUUCUUUUCAUAGCAAUAACAUCUCUUUCAUUUUCUGAGCAGUACAGUGGCCUCUACAUAGUAAGGAAAAGUUCAGUAAACGCUGCAUGAAAACCUCUAGCAUCUAUUUGCUAAAUAAAUAAGUUAUGGUGUUGAAUAAAAUAUGUGCAGGCAUAAAACUUUUAAAACUCAGGGGUACUAAAAAAUAUAUUCAUACGUUGUAUCUGAACACAGUGGCUUUAAGGAAGAACUAGGAGAAACUGUGAUGGUUUGGUCUGUCAUCUGAGGUUGAAAUCUGGUAUGGGAUGGAAGACGGGAUUUAUGCAGCACCCACUGAUGUCAACUCAUUGACUUCAAUGGGUGCUCGGUUGGUCCCCAGACUUCUGACCUCGUCGCAGUGAGGGCUGUGGGGAAAAAAAGCUCUUCAAGAGCUGGAGAGAGUUUAUAUUUGUUCAAAUGUUUUAAAUAUUAAAUUGAAAUAAUACACUCAAAACAAAUGCCAACAAGCGUAAAUGAAUGAAUUUUAUUGAUUUAAUACAAGGAAUAAUUGCACUGGACAGAAAGUUACUUACCUGUCAGUGUUAACAACUCUAAAAUGUCAUGAUACACACAAAUCUUUCAAGAGAAAAACUAUAGAAUAUUUUUGAAAGGUAAGGGUUGUUUUUUUAAUCCUGCGCUUUCUUCUGUUAUCCUGAUUUGGAGAGUAACUGCUCCCCCCACCCCCUGCUGUAAAUCUUAACUCAAUUAUCAGUGUUGCUUACAGGUAAUCAGUCUGAUGAACUGAAGUAUGAUUCUUUCUUUAUCUUCAGACUGCAUCAACCAGACAUUCCUUUCCUUUACCAAUGUGAAAUUUCCAGAUGAUCGGUUACCCUCCAAGUUAAUAAGAUAGAAGACUACUAAAAACAGAAGACAAAGUUUUGAAGAAAAGAUACAGCUUCUAAAAUGAAUGACAGGGUGGUUUUUGCUUAAGUGCCAGUUCUGUUCAUUCUAGUAAAUAUUUAUAUUAAGUGUUUCCUUUGUUUUUGCACAUUUGCAUAUGUGCUAACUAAAGGAUAGGAUUGAAAUGAAAACAAACCAUACAUACAGUCUAAUUAUAGAGUUUAAGUACUGUCAGACUUGGUUAAUCUGUGUUGUUUGUGAAAGCUUUAAGUGGCAGUUUGUCUCAUAGCAUGUAUGUGCCAUUGUCUUGUUGAUAUGAAGUUAAAUUGAAAGUAAAAAUGGAAUACAGUAAAUGAUUCAGAUUAACCAGGUCAGACUUAUAGUUAGUUUUUUUUAUAUAAUUUAGGUUCAUCUAAUGAUUGUGCAACAUGCAACCUUUUUGUUAUAAAGUUUACUAAAACUUGCAGCUUCUGAUCAUAAUAAACCUGUAUUGAUCGGCUUUUAUGAAACUCUCUGACCAAAAUAUCAAUUGAUUUAAAAAUGAAAUACCCCUUCUAGCUCCUAUGUAAAUAACUAUGCAUAGAUUACUGUUUAGAUUGCUUCUUAGGAAUUAUGUCAAAAUUUUAUUUGUAACUACAGUAUUUUCUCAUUCACUGUAAAUUGUUUAAUCUUAAUAUGGACAAUAUAUAUACACACACUAUUUUUUUGCUAAUUUGGAUGUUAAAGUGUUAUUUUAUUUUGGGUAAUUCUAAAAGAGGGUAAAAACUUUAAAUGUCCAUCUGAACAAUUUACUUUUUUCACAGUAUGAUUUGAAUAACUAAUUUGGGCCUGAUCCUGAAAACCCUUGCUCAUAUGGAAAGUCCCAUUAAAAGGGACAGACAGCGCUACUUUCACAAGCAAGUAUUGGGACAUCAGGCCUGAUUCUGUAAUUGGAUCCAUGUAGUUGGGCCUCUACUUCUGCAUAAGUGCAAUUGCAAUCAGUUCCUUGGUUUGUAACAUUGAUAAUCUUACUUAAGAAGGUCUGUGUUAUAUAAACACAAUCUGUUUUAUUUAAAUUUCUCAAAAGGGCUUUUAUAGCUGUCUUACCAUGCUCGUUUAGAAUAAAUACUCCAAUGUUACAUAAGAAUGAAGCUGAUGAGUACAUUUUUAUUGUCACUUUGGAAAUAACUUUUUUUUCUUUAUGGUGUUUUUAUUUGUUAAGGCUGUACUAGCAAAAAUAGGAACAAUGGGCUCUUGAUAGUAUUUACUUUAAAGUAGUGGUAUUAUUCUAAAAUAUAUCAUCUCUGGAAGGGUGCAUUCUCCUGUUCAUACACAUACAUAACUACCACUAAUGUCUGUGAGACUUAUGAUUCUGACACAAUGGGAGAAUAGACCUCUUAAUUCUUUACUACAACUGGAAUCUCAGUUAAAACCAGUAAUCAAUAUAUUUUUGCAUCUUCGAAAAACAUUAUUUUCUUUUUUUGUAUUGGAGUUUUGCUUUAAUGCUAACAUUAAAAGAAUGAGAUUUAUGUUGUCUUAAGUUAGUGCUAUAUUCAAUUUUGUAUCUAUACUGAAUGUUUUAAAAAAUGCAUAUGUAAACUGGUCACAUUGUUCAUUAUUCUUAAUCUUUCAAAACUACAUAAAAGGUAAAUGAUCAUGGACUAACACUUCAGGGGUAAACUCUUCUUCUUUCCAGCCUUUCCUGAAAAAAAUAAAAUAAAAUUCAUUAUGUUUAAUAGCUGAUUUGCAUUUCCCUUUGAAUUUCAUCUGUCUUUUUUUUGCAUUCAUUGUCCUUGUGAGAGAGCGAGCGAGCAAAUAAAACAUUGUUUUGUUUUGC
Gopherus evgoodei (Goodes thornscrub tortoise) is the source of this 3958-nucleotide messenger RNA. It is a transcript of the gene NDFIP2, whose product is annotated as Nedd4 family interacting protein 2. Bases 179 to 940 code for a protein of 253 amino acids. Gene Ontology annotation, biological process: positive regulation of protein ubiquitination; metal ion transport; vacuolar transport. Gene Ontology annotation, molecular function: WW domain binding. The record is from RefSeq and is a predicted model, not a curated record. NCBI's taxonomy places the organism in Eukaryota, Metazoa, Chordata, Testudines, Testudinidae. Gene Ontology annotation, cellular component: Golgi apparatus; endoplasmic reticulum; perinuclear region of cytoplasm. The transcript is spliced from 9 exons.